Molecule: messenger RNA, 3824 nt
Organism: Anolis sagrei ordinatus
Lineage: Eukaryota; Metazoa; Chordata; Lepidosauria; Squamata; Anolidae
Gene: SNX9
Product: sorting nexin 9
Biological process (GO): cleavage furrow formation; endosomal transport; intracellular protein transport
Cellular component (GO): plasma membrane; cytoplasmic vesicle
Molecular function (GO): phosphatidylinositol binding; protein binding
Source: RefSeq, a predicted model, not a curated record
AAGUGGAGGAGGAGGAGGAGAAAAGGGAGGAAGGAGAAGGAAGAGAGAGAGAGGGAGGGAGGAAGAGGCGCCUUUCUUUCCCCCUCAGUUGGGUUGAGGAGGAGGAGGGAGAGAGGGAAGGAGGAGGCAAGGGGGCGUCUGCAGAGGGAGGGAGCCUCCCUUUCCUCCUCCUCCUCCUCCCCCUCCUGCUCGCCUUCCUCUCCGCCGAGGCCCAGGAGGAGGGAGCCCGGAGCUGCAUCCCCUCCGCCGGGGGCCACUCGCCAUGGCCACCAAGGCUCGGGUUAUGUAUGAUUUUGCUGCGGAACCUGGAAAUAAUGAGUUGACAGUUAAUGAAGGAGAAAUAAUCACAAUUACCAAUCCAGAUGUAGGUGGAGGCUGGCUAGAAGGCAAAAACAGCCAAGGAGAACGGGGAUUGGUUCCAACAGAUUAUGUUGAAAUUCUACAUGAAAGUGCCAAAGAUGGAAUAUCAGUAGCUGACCAAGCCUUUUUUGACUGCCUCUCCACAAGUACUGCCCAGAGUAAUUCACAAGUUGCAAAAAACCCCAGUCAAGUGGAUUUUCUGGCUUCUGCCAAUCAUACAGCUAUUUUGGAAAUUUUUCCACAUUCUCCACCUUCAACUCCUUCUACGAGAAAGGCUUCUAGCAAUGCAAGUGACCCCUGGUCAAACUGGGACAACGCAACAGCUGGUGAUGGCUGGGCAUCCAAACCUGAAGCUAAGCAGAAAAAUAGUACUACAAACAACUGGGAUGCGGCAGCAUUUGGUCACCCGCAAGCUUACCAAGGUCCAGCAGCAGCUGAUGACGAUGAUUGGGAUGAUGACUGGGAUGACCCUAAAUCGGCAGCUGCACCCUAUCCUGGCUAUAAAGAGACAGAACCUACUGACCCAACAGGACUCCAGCGUGGAAAUAACCGAGGGGCUGCUAUGAAAUUGCCACUAAACAAAUUUCCUGGAUUUGCAAAACCUGGAGUGGAACAGUACCUGUUGGCAAAGCAACUAACAAAACCCAAAGAAAAAAUACCUAUAAUUAUUGGAGAUUAUGGUCCCAUGUGGGUUUAUCCUACCUCUACAUUUGAUUGUGUUGUGGCUGACCCCAAAAAAGGUUCUAAAAUGUAUGGUCUUAAGAGCUACAUCGAAUAUCAGCUCACAUGUACAAACACUAAUCGAUCUGUCAACCACAGAUACAAACACUUUGACUGGUUAUAUGAGCGACUCUUGAUUAAAUUUGGAUCAGCCAUUCCAAUUCCAUCACUUCCAGACAAGCAAGUUACAGGGCGUUUUGAGGAAGAAUUCAUCAAGAUGCGGAUGGAAAGGCUACAAGGUUGGAUGACCAGGAUGUGUCGUCAUCCAGUUGUUUCAGAAAGUGAACUUUUUCAACAGUUCCUUAGCUUUCGUGAUGAAAAGGAAUGGAAAACGGGUAAGAGGAAGGCAGAAAAAGAUGAGAUUGUGGGUGUUAUGGUCUUUUCUACUAUGGAACCAGAAGGUCCUGACUUGGAUAUGAUAGAAAUUGAACAGAAAUGUGAUGCAGUUGGCAGGUUCACCAAAGCUAUGGAUGAUGGCGUUAAGGAAUUGUUGACAGUCGGCCAUGAACACUGGAAACGUUGUACAGGACCAUUACCGAAGGAAUAUCAGAAAAUAGGAAAAGCUUUACAGGGUUUAGCCCUGGUUUUCAGUACCAGCGGGUACCAAGGUGAAACUGACCUCAAUGAAGCAAUUACAGAAGCAGGAAAAACAUAUGAAGAAAUUGCCAGUCUUGUGGCAGAACAGCCAAAGAAGGAUCUUCAUUUUCUAAUGGAAACAAAUCAUGAAUACAAAGGAUUUCUUGGUUGCUUCCCUGAUAUCAUAGCUGCUCAUAAGGGAGCCAUAGAAAAGGUGAAGGAAAGCGAUAAAUUAGUUGCUACCAGCAAAAUUACUCCACAGGAUAAGCACAACAUGCAGAAACGCUCAAGCACAAUGUCAUAUGCACUACAAGCUGAGAUGAAUCAUUUUCACAGUAACCGAAUUUAUGAUUACAAUAGUGUGAUGCGCUUGUAUUUGGAGCAGCAAGCACAAUUCUAUGAAACGAUUGCACAGAAGCUGAGGCAGGCUCUCGGCCGUUUUCCAGUGAUGUAGAUAAUGGAUAAUGAAGGGAAAAAAAACUCCAAAGUGCUUUCCUGAUUUUUGGUGGGGGCAGUGCAAAUACAAGAUGCCUUUGCCAUCUAAAAAAAAAAAAGCCUUUAAAAAACAAGAUGCAAAAAAAGUGAAAACUUGAGAUGUUUACUUUCUUAGCCUAAAUGCCUUGGAUAUUUAUGUAUAUUUUUUAUCCUGAGUGCUUUCCCUUUCUGUUAUGUCUAAGCCAAACUGGAAUGUGAUAUGAUAGAGCUCUGAAUUGCCAAAUGGGUUACAAAAAGAUACAUGCUUCUAAACUCUUGAAAAGUAUUCAGUGCCAUCCGGUUAGAAAUGAUUGAUGUGUUAAGAGGUGUAAAUCGGUUUUUUUCCCUUAAGAGUAAUUUCAUUUAUCCGGUUGACAAACCAUUUGGUAGCAGCCAAGUAAAAUUUUGAUUACAGUUUUGCUGCUGAGCAAAGCUUCAGUCUUUCUCUGAUAAAGCCAUUUCAUUCAAAUUCUGUAAUAUAUAUAUAUAUCCCCCUUCUGAAGUCAUUUAAUAUUCUGUCCUUGUAACAUUGAUGCCUCAAAGCUUGCCUAGCUGUAUAGGAAAGAAGGUUGGACUUUGGAAAUGUUGGCCAUUCCAAAUAUCUGGAGAAUAUUGCCUUGUCAGUUAACUCUAAAAGCCAUGCGCCUUCUGCUCCUUUCCAGUGAUAGUUAAUACUGUGUAUUCUUAGGAGCUUUCACCGUGUCUUCAACAAAUGUCGCUCGUGUUUGAUCAUCACUUGACACAAUAGAAAAUGUACUAAGGUCACUUUUGUGGUGUAGGUCCUUAUAUAAUAGCCUGCUUUGACCCAGCAUUUAAAACACUUGACCACAUAAUGGCCAAGAGCAGCAGUCUGUUUUCCAUAACAAACAGCCAUUCAUGUGUCAGCAAACAAGGUCAAGGAAACAGCUAGUUUCAAAAUAGUACAUUCAGGACCAGGUGUGAGACCACUUUCAUCAUAUACUUGGAGUGACAUGUAAAAAGGCUGAACUGUUAAGAAGAUUGAACUGACAGUGGAGCUGUUGCCAAAAACAGACCAUAGUGCCAUGUAGGAAUUUCAGUCACCGUGAACAGAAUGCUCCCAUCUAAUAUAUCCAUUUCCCGGGAUGGGUAUAUUAAGUUCUACUGAUUUAUGUGCUAUUGCCACUUGCCUCUGUUUAAUAACUUACAAUAAAAAAGAAUCCAGGCCAAUAUAAAUGCAGUGUCAACCUGGCUCCAAAUGCUUUUUCAAGUUUUCAAUUAUAUUUUUUUACACACUUUCUUAUCUUUUAGUUUGCCAUCCAAAAUUCCAUCAAGUGUUAUAAUAGCCAUGAAAUAUUUGUACAAAUUGUAAAGAAUAUGUAUAAAUGUUUUACACCAAAUGUAAUGAAAUCUAUCUUGCAUGUAGAAGCCAUUUUUUUGAAGUUACUGCAAAAUGUAUAGUAAAUUGAAAGGCACUUUUUUUCAAAGCACCACUUUUUUCAGCAUUUUGUAUAUUCACUUUUUUGUCUCAGAAUCUUUGUAACUUGGUUCUCUGGGAAUUUCUUUUUACCAAAUUUUGAGUUAAUCCUGAUGACAUAAAAGUUGCAGAUAGCAUCUUAAACAGGCAAACAGGGAACAGAAGUACAGAAGAGAUGGUUACAAAAUUGGAAUAGGCAGAUCUGUAACUUUCUGGCAAAUUAAGUCUUCAAAUUGAUAAUAAAUAUUUAUACAUAAAA